AUGGUUAGAAAAACUAUCCAGCAGAAGAAAGAAGCAAUGAAAGGAGCCCUCAUGGAAAAUUUAGAAGAACUUGUGAUGAAGGAAGAUGUCGAGGAGACAUACAAAGGAAACAGAAUUAAAGCCUGCACCAAAUCCACCUCGCCCGCUAAUGCCGUCACCGCGUCGUCGUCGUCGCCGCGCAACAGAGCCUCCCUGAGCUUCACGGCGGUGUCCAAGAGCCCCGGCGGGUCCUGCUUCGUCAACUACACCACCGGAGCGAGGCUGGAGAGCCUCGACGCCGUCUCCCACAUCGUCUUCGUCUUCGGAACGCCGCCGUCGGACGCCCCCACCACGCCCGAGCUCCCGGAGAGCUUGUGGUCGCCGUGCUCGUGGCCGCACAGUCGCGAGCCCCUCCUGUGCGCGCCCACUCGCGCCCCGCCUCUACACUCACUCACGCGCCCGUCCCCCUAUUGCCGCGCUGCCGCACUCGCCCCAUCCCUGCUCGCCGUUAACCCGGCGCAGCUUUGCCCCGUCACCAGCAGCUGCUCCCCGCGCCCCCGCAGCCCAGCGCUCGCCUGCUGCCGCCAGCCGCCUGCAUGCGCGUGGCCGCCCCUCCCCCAGUCGCGGCCUCGCUCACCCCGGCUGGCGCCCGCCGCCCCGUGCCCGCCGCAGGCCCGAGCUCCACCGCCGCCCCGCUCACUGACGCCGCCGCCACAGCCCACCACCGGCUCCCCCACGGCCACCGUUCGACUCGCCCGGGAGCGCUCGUUCGAACGCCACCACCCACGCGAGCUCCCCUGGCCGGAGUCGGCCUGCCGGCGAUCGCCGGAGCCGCCGGAUUAG
This is a messenger RNA of Aegilops tauschii subsp. strangulata, 822 nucleotides long. Lineage: Eukaryota; Viridiplantae; Streptophyta; Magnoliopsida; Poales; Poaceae. The record is from RefSeq and is a predicted model, not a curated record.